AGAUGAGUCCAACCGCCGCUGGUCCAAAAUGUCCGAUUUGUCAAAUCGGUCCAGUCGGCCCCAACGGUCAAACUUUUCGAUCUUUCCGAUGGCCGCAGCCGGCGGGAAAUGCGUACUUGCCGAGGACGGCGGGGUUUGCGUUGGCGCCAGCGCGCGAACGGUAAGCCGCCGGUUUCGCUUUGGCGCCGGCGCGCAAACGAAAGCGGCGGGUUUCGCGUUGCCCCCACCGCGCGCUCGGCAAGUGCACGUGGUGUGUGGGAAAGGAGUAGUAGGAGGAGGAGGAUUAGGAGCUUGGCGUGAGUUUGGGAGAAAUCGCAUCCCCGACGACGAUUUCUCGUCGUUUGGCCGCGCAUGCCAGCGUAGCGUAAUACGACACGUGGAAGUCAGGGCGCUGCGCGCUUGGCGCUGUUCAUCCCUUUGCUCCUCGUCCUCCCUCUCCUCGUCGCAAAUUCCCCUUGCCCGCCAAAUCUGCGGCAAUCUAUACGACCGUAGAUUAUCUUCCCGCCAAAUCUGUUGCAAUCUCCACCACAAACUCCAGUGCGCCGCCGACACUGGCGGCGGCGGGGCGGCCAUCCUCCCUCACGACGUGACGUGCCACGUGGCGCUCCCCCGCAGCCUAUCACAAGCGGCAAUUACACCGGCUGGGGUAUCAUCAGAAGCAGAAGCGCGGGAAGACCUAGAACGCGAAGAGGACAAAAACUGGCGGGAAAACGAAGACGAAGGAGGUGGCCUGACCGUUCGCAAGAGGGGUUGCCCGGAGGACAUUCGAUCCGUGAACUCGUCGAUCUUGGAGAAAUCGCUGUGCAAAGAGGAGGAGGAGGAGGAGGAGGAGGAGGAGGGGGUGAGAAAGAUGAGUUCUCGUCGAUCGUUUCAGAUCGUAGUGGCGGCCACCAAAAAAUUUGGCAUCGGCAGGGACAAGAAACUGCCAUGGCAAUUACCGGGAGACAUGAAGUAUUUCAAAGAGGUGACGUCAACGACAACUGCCGAAGGCAAGCGGAAUGCGGUGGUCAUGGGGAGGAAAACAUGGGAGUCGAUUCCGCCCAAGUUUAGACCGCUUCCUGGAAGAUUGAACGUGGUGCUGACACGUGGAGGAGGAGAUGAUGUACAGCCUGGCAAGUACCCUGAGGGAGUGAUGUUGGAGAAGAGCUUGGACAACGCCCUCUCGCGUCUAGCUUCGUCGUCUUUUGUGGAGGACGUGGAAAAUGUUUUCGUCAUUGGAGGAGGGGAAGUCUUCAGGGAGGCAAUGAAGUCCCCUCUUUGCGAAGUUAUUCAUUUGACCGAAAUUGAGGGAGAUGCGUUCGAAUGUGACACGUUUAUGCCACCCGUUGACGAAUCAGUAUUUGCAGUGUGGUCUGCAUCGGCGCCACGUGUCGAGAAAGGGACCAGGUACAGCUUCUUGACGUACGUGCGCAGACGCAUGAACGGAGGCGGAGGCGUUGGCGGAGGGGGAGGGGGGGGAGGGGGAGGAGGGGGUGACGAGUCCCGAUCCCGAGAGAAGGGAGGUGGACCGCCGGCCUUGUCGAGGCAGGCACCUAGUGGGAGCAUAGACUCGGUACCAAAUGUGGUCCCAGCAGAAGAUGCGGGAAGGAAUGGGAAUGGGAGUGGGAACACAAACGGUACCAGGAACAGCAAGCAGGAGCAGGAACAGGAACCAGGAAUAGGGAGCAGGAACAAGAACUCUGGGCACGAUCAGCAAAACUGCCAGUCCCAAUUCCAGUCCCAGGAUCAGCUCCGUCUGCCAGGCUAUCUGUUGAAGCGCCAUGAGGAGUAUCAGUAUCUGGACCUGGUCCAGAAUGUCAUGGCCAAUGGUACAGCCAAGGGCGAUCGGACAGGCACAGGAACUCUUUCACUCUUUGGCUGCCAGAUGCGGUUCAACUUGCGCAAGACAUUCCCGCUGCUCACCACUAAGGUCCUUCAAGAAAAGGGAGUGCAUAUCUGGGAUGACAAUGCAUCGCGCGAUUUUCUGGACAGGGUUGGGCUAAGCCAUAGAAAGGAAGGUGAUCUGGGGCCGGUGUACGGAUUUCAGUGGAGACACUUUGGAGCAAGGUACACAGACAUGCAUGCUGAUUAUACAGGUCAAGGAGUGGACCAGCUGGCCGACGUUAUACAUAAAAUAAGACAUAAUCCGAAUGAUCGGAGGAUCCUUCUUUCUGCAUGGAAUCCAUUGGACCUGGACUUGAUGGCACUGCCUCCAUGUCAUCUGCUCGCACAGUUUUAUGUUGCAGAUGGCGAGCUGUCCUGUCAAAUGUACCAGCGCUCAUGCGAUAUGGGUCUCGGAGUUCCAUUCAACAUCGCGUCCUAUGCACUACUCACCUGCUUGAUUGCUCAUGAGGAUGGGGAUACGGCGAGGAGAGGGGGAUAUGGAGAGGAGGAGGAGGAGGAGGAGGAGGAGGGCGACAAGGAUAGCGAGGACGACGAGGAGUCGUCGUCGAGAUGGGGGGAGCAGAAGAGAUGGACGAAGGGAAAAGAGGAAGGGCAGGAGGAGGAGGGCGAGUGGGAGGAGGAGGAGACAUGGAGGGCGAGGAAGGGGAGGACACGAGGAAGGGAAGGAGACGAGGAGGCAUGGAAGAUGAGGAAGUACGAGGAGGAGGAGGAGACAAGGAGGAUGAGGAAGGGUAGGAGGAGGAGGGCGAACAGGAGGAGGACGAGUCGGAGGAGAUGGAAAGGAGAAGGACGAACCUCCCUAUAUUUCCGCUCCCCUCUCCCGUGUUCUGUUCAACUCCUCUGCUUGUAUUAUAUCCCUCUGCGUCGUCUGUGGUCCUUUGCAUUCUUCAUGCACACUCAUCUGUCCUUCGAAAGGCCGACUGCUGCAGGUGGUGUACUUGUGGGACGCCGCACCCAGUUUGCAGCAGGUGGCGUACUUAUCGUAUUGGAUGUUGGACACGGUUUCCAGCAGGUGAUGCCACUGGUGAGGAGAUUGGAGCAGCCGGCAAGGGCCUUGGUAGAGAGGGAUGCUCAUAUCACCCCCGCUAGCGGAGGCAUUUGGGGUCUCUUGGAGCCAAGAGCGACACAGGGCCUAAGAGAGCAAGCAGAUAGGAGUGUGGGCAUGCCGUAAGGCUCACAGGAAAAGGGAAACGAGAAGCACAAGACGUACAUAGGAAUGAGAGCUGGAGAGAAACGGCCAGAUCCGGCCACCACGUUUUCAACGAAGGGAAUGAUUUAUAUUAUUUUAAAGAAGAUAGGAUGGAGAGGGGAGUUGGGAAGCAGACAGGCAUUGGUUAAUCCUGCCGAGAGGGAGAAUCAAUCAAUGCCUCAGGCCCAC
Chara braunii is the source of this 3262-nucleotide messenger RNA. The record is from the annotation of a GenBank genome assembly. Lineage: Eukaryota; Viridiplantae; Streptophyta; Charophyceae; Charales; Characeae.